Molecule: messenger RNA, 1989 nt
Organism: Chaetomium fimeti
Lineage: Eukaryota; Fungi; Ascomycota; Sordariomycetes; Sordariales; Chaetomiaceae
Exons: 1
Coding region: 324-1958 (544 amino acids)
Source: RefSeq, a predicted model, not a curated record
GUGAACCCCGGGCGGGCCGUCUCCGUCUUUACCCUAUAGAAGCUUUAGGGGUAAGUGAAUGAUUCGGGGGGAGGGCUCUUCCAUUCCUACAAGCGGGGUUGAAAUGGCAUCAACACAAGUUCCUUGCACCACACCCAAGAUCGAGAGCGUGCGGCGUCCAGUCACCAAACAGCACAAAUGGUGAGAGUAUACUUAGGGAAAUACAGUUCUUUCUGUCGGCUCCUAGCCUCGUAGUAUAUCGUUACAUUAAUCACCUCGGACAACCUCAUCGCAACCAUACCCAUCCACACCACCUAACAGCCAUCCCUAAUCCAACUUUCACGAUGGGAUCCCAAAAUAUCCUGGCCACACCGCCAACCCCAAGCGCCAUCCUCGAUCCCCUGCUCGAAAGAGUCCGGGCCUUCAACACGCAACCCCCUGUCGGCCUGUGCCAGUUCAACCUCGACGCGGAAAUGCCCCUACUCCUCAACCCGCCCGACGAGCCCGUCCCAUGCAGCGAGCCGCUGGCUCUAUUCGAGGCCGUCAACGCGCACUUCUCCGCCCAAAUCCACGCCUUCUUCCACGCCCUCCACUCCCUCGAGCAACUAGCAGUCAACGAACCAGACCUCAUCCGCCCCACCUCCGGCCUCCAGCCCGAAAUCCAAAUCACCAACCAGUCCUACGACAUCUACCCCGACUGCCUGCACCGCCUCCACCCCAGCCGCCGCCUGACCGUCCAAAACGCCGACACCCUGCCCCUCCUCCACCGCGUCACCCAGCUCCGCGUCCACCCCGAAACCAACUACCAUUGCGAGCCCGGCCUCGACUCCGCGCACCAGCGACCCCUCUCCCCGCGCGUGCCCUUCCAGCUGGCCGCCCGCCUCCCCAACCUCCGCGCGCUGCACUGCCGCUGGCUGUGGGAGCGCCUGCCCGUGGCCUUUUGGUCGCGCGCGCUGCGCGUGUUCGCCCGCGUCUGGGAAGGGCCGUGGCGCGACGCCCGCGCCGAGUUCGCGCGGGGCGUGCGCGACUUUGUGCCCGUGAUGCCGGCCGGCCUGGCCAAGGUGCGGUUGUGGUUCUGGAAGCCGAUAUGGGGUACCGAGAUGGAUGAGGCGGUGCGGAUGCCGGAUCUUGUUAUGGGGGCGUCGUCGAACGCUGAGGAGUUUGGGGGGGUGGAUCCGGUGUCGUGCGGGUUGAGGGAGCUGGGGGGUUGGCUGGAGGAGUUGGAUGUUCGCGCGCUUGUUACCCCGGAUCUUUUUCCUUGUAGCGGUGGUGGUGGUGGUGGUGAUGGGUCAGAGGCGGGCGAUGCCGCCUCGUCGUCGUGGCCGCGCAUGCGGCACCUCAAGGUGGAAUUCCAUCCGUGCGCGCCCACCGGCAGCUGGUACUUCUCUGGCCCCCGGGGUGAAGACCCUUUUCCGACAGGGUUCGCUGUUACGAAAGAGGACCACUACCCGCCGGGCCGGGAAGACAUCGAGGAGACGCACGACUUGUGGUGGCGGGAUGAGGAUGAAUGGGAUGACAUGGGCAAGGACGAGAACAUUUUCCAGCCCCGUCGGCCGGACAUGUUCCGCAUACGGCCCAUCCAGGAGCGUGUCAACCCUCUGCUCCUGGCGUUCGCGUCGUCGCUUGGACGGGAAACAAUGCCGUCCCUCCAAGACGCUGAGCUCUUCACGUGGCUUACGUGGCUGCCUUCUGAGGAGCGGAGGAAAGAGUAUGAAGGGGGCGUUGGGGCGCCUGGGGCUUCUUGGGUUCCGCAAGUAGAUGGCGACUGUCAGGUUAUGUUUCGAUGGGGGGUGAAAUACGAAGCGCCGAAGGGAGACGAGAAAGGGAAAGUGACGUGGCAGGUCGGGGAGAGCUGGAUGCCGGGGACCGAGAUCAUGCGGGCGUUUGAACAUCUUUUGGGCGAGGACAGGGACAAUGUGGAGUGGCAAUCGUUUGACUUUGUAGAGGAUCGGGACUCGUAUAUGGCUGACUAUGAUUGAACGACACAGUACGCCUCAGCCAGCGGGUGAC